Megalops cyprinoides (Indo-Pacific tarpon) is the source of this 3353-nucleotide messenger RNA. It is a transcript of the gene syt16, whose product is annotated as synaptotagmin XVI. Bases 164 to 1777 code for a protein of 537 amino acids. The transcript has 8 exons. Lineage: Eukaryota; Metazoa; Chordata; Actinopteri; Elopiformes; Megalopidae. The record is from RefSeq and is a predicted model, not a curated record.
GGAGGUGGGAGGACGGAGGAAAACGGCUGGUCGGUUCAGCAGCAUCCCAUCGGUAGCUUUUAUCUAUGUAGCAGUAAUCCGAGGAGAAUGCAAUCAUUGCGCAAAGCGCAAACAUUGUAUGCUGCAAUCGAAUAAUAAGCGUGGAUAAACCUGAUCUCCGACCAUGGCUUCAGAUAUCACCCCUGAGGCCAUCGGCUUCCUGUCGGCGGUGGGCGUCUUUGUGGUGGUGCUGGCUGUGCUCUUCCUCUUCAUCAACAAGAAGCUGUGUUUCUCCCGCGUGGGGGGCCUGCCCUGCCUGGAGCAGUACAGCAGGAAGAAGCGCUCCCGGGACAAGGCGGGGAUCCACCAGGGCCUGGUGAACAGCUACGGGGACGACGAGAAUCAGUCCACGUCGUCGGACAGCGAGGACGAGAUCAUCAAGCAGUUUGAGAUCUCCGUGUCCCGCUCCCAGAGCUUCCGCUCGGCGGCGGCCGAGAGCGGGCCGCAGGCGGUGCCCGGGCGGCGCCACAAGUUCACGCGCCUGCUGUCCGACCAGGAGGAGGGCAGCACGGAGCCCUCGGACUGCGAAGAUGUGGACGGGCUCAGCAGGCUGAGUUACCAGGACCCUCUGACGUACGGGGACGAUGAGCGUGGCUCCCUGGGGUCCCAGGACACGGCGGACGGGAUGGAGCCCGGCGGGCGCAAGGCCUCUGCGGGAACGGAGGGGAGCCUGGCCCCCAGCCUGAGCAGGCAGGCCACAGAGGGCAGCCUGGAGAUGGAGACCGCUGUGGACAACCAAGGCUACGACAACAAUGACGCCACGGACAGCUCCUCCACCUGGAGCCCGGAGGAGCAGGCCACAGGGGAGGCUCUAUCCCAGCCUCCCAGCGCCCACGUCCCGAUCUCCAAGUGCGGCGACCUCAUCAUCAUCCUGGACUACAAGGCGGAGGCGCAGAAGCUGCUGGUGACGGUGGUGACGGCGCGCAACAUCCCUGACAAAGAGCGCAGCGGCAUGGACUCCUGGCAGGUGCACGUGGUCCUGCUGCCGGGCAAGAAGCAGCGCCACAAGACCGGCGUCCAGCGCGGCUCGGCGCCCCGCUUCAGCGAGACCUUCCGCUUCUCCCGCCUGGACCCCUCCGAGCUGGGCGGCUCCGCCCUGCGCUUCCGCCUCUACGCCGUGGGCAAAAUGUCCCGGGAGCGCAUGAUGGGCGAGGCGCUCUUCCACCUCCGCGGCCUCAGCCUGGACGGAGAGAUGGAGGCCACGCUGGUGCUGGAGCCCCGCAGCAACAUGAAGAGUGCAGACUCCCAGCUCAGCCUGUCUGCCAUCUCUCAGAGUGACAGUGCCUCGUCCACUCAGUCCCUGUCCCACGGAGGGGUCCCUGAGCUGCUCGUCGGUCUGUCCUACAACGCCACCACAGGGCGGCUCUCUGUGGAGCUCAUCAAGGGCAGCCACUUCCGCAACCUGGCCAUUAACAGGCCACCUGACACCUAUGGCAAGCUGACACUGCUGAACUCCAUGGGGCAGGAAAUCUCCCGCUGCAAGACGUCCAUCCGGCGGGGGCAGCCCAACCCGGUCUACAAGGAGACCUUCGUCUUCCAGGUGGCCCUCUUCCAGCUGAGCGACGUCACCCUCAUGAUCUCCAUCUACAACCGGCGCAGCAUGAAGCGCAAGGAGAUGGUGGGCUGGAUCUCCAUGGGCCAGAACAGCAGCGGCGAGGAGGAGCAGCUCCACUGGCAGGACAUGAAGGAGUCACGCGGCCAGCAAGUCUGUCGCUGGCAUGUGCUGCUGGAGUCCUAAAAACCCAGGUCACAGUCCUCCUCAGCCUGCCUCACAGCCUUGACAUUUUGGGCUUCGGGAUCUCAACAACUGCAUCUCCCUCCCCGUACAAGUAUCUGCUAAUGGAUGCGAACGGAACUCCUCCCUCAGUCAGUGAAAGCCACUGUCUGCUUGAGAGGGGCUGCUCGAGUCUCUCCGCUCAUCCUGAAGGAAGUGCUGCGGCCAUCUCUGGAAGCCUCUUCACAGAGGGCCCAUUCAACUCCCAUCUGCUCUCCACUAUGAGACACUGUGCUCAGCUGCUGCGCUAGGAUGUGGUGUUCUUUUUUUCCCAUUUAGUCAUAAUUAGUAAGAUCCUCUUUGAAUGAUAGGCUACAAGGUGAUGCUAAUAUAUAUUGCCAUGCAUGCCUUGCUUCACUGGCUCCUCUGAAUGGCUGUUGUAAUGGCUCCUUGUAUCAUGCUGCCUGUAAAAUCUCUGUCCUCAAGGUGCAUUAUUCUAAAGGGUGCUGGGACAACACAGUGCAGCGGUGGUAAACCAAAAAGGACUGAACAAUUGCUGUAGAACUCAGUUUUUAAUGAUGCUACUUUGUAUACCUGUACUCAGGUCAAGUUGACAUAAUUAAUCGACACAAUGAAUCAUUCUUUGGCUGUUUUACUGGUUUUACUUAUUAUUUAGCUUUAUCUUCAAGCUACUUAAUUUUACCCAAAUUUAAUAAAUGAAAUGCUCUUUAUUCAUGAUGAGCUAUGGGCCCAACUUAACCUGAAUUUGGGUUUAGUGGAGCUUAAAACAGUCAUUAAGGAAUGGUGGGGUUGGUUACUUUAUCAAGUGUACUCAUACAUGUAUGCUUCUGUUGACAGUCAAAAGCACUUAAAGUGUAUGCAUAGGGGUGUUCAGUCAUAUCCCACUUUAGUGCCCUACUGAAAUCUAGACAAAUGCUUGUUUGAGAAAAUAGUCUCUUGAUGGAUUUGAUUUAUAUGAUUAUGUAAGGUUAAUGGUUGGUGAAACUGCUGUUCUUUAUUGGCAUGGAAACUUAAAUUCCCAAAAUGAGAUUUUUUUUUUUCCUCCCCUAAUGCACUUUCAGUCUUAGAUGGAAAUUGAAGAUCGUUUAAUAAAACCACCCUCCUCAACCCCACAGUCCUCCACUGAUUUAUCAGUGUAUCUGAUUCUUAGAAAUACAGACUGUCCAUUGGUUCCUAUACCACUGAUUAUAUUGUAAUGCGCCAUGUAUGUUAUCGGUAUGAUUGAGAUUAACCUGUCCCACUUGUUUAGCGCACCAGUAGUGAUUACAGAUUCACUUAUGCAUGCCAAGUGUUUAUGUAAAUAUUUAUUGUAUAUUUUUAGAGAGAAAUUUUGACGUGUUAUUUCCAGAAAUAUAUUUUCUAUGGCAUGCCCAUUUUACAGCUUCCUGACUUUGAACUGUACAAGAAGUGCCUGCAGUGUAUGUAUGGAGUAGUUUGCGUGUGAAGUAUAAUUGUUGUAAGAGGUGAGCAUGCAUUGUCAAUCACGUUUACUAUUCCAGCUGGAGGCAGAAUGCAUGGACCAGUGAAUUCUUAUAUCUGUGUAAACAGUGCCUGUACCACGCAUGCCAAAAGGAUGAGA